Aspergillus chevalieri is the source of this 1938-nucleotide messenger RNA. RefSeq lists its product as uncharacterized. The transcript has a single exon. The record is from RefSeq and is a predicted model, not a curated record. The coding region runs from base 1 to 1938 and encodes 645 amino acids. NCBI's taxonomy places the organism in Eukaryota, Fungi, Ascomycota, Eurotiomycetes, Eurotiales, Aspergillaceae.
AUGCCACCGAAAUCACCCCUACCACUCUGCGAGGAGUGGACGGACCCGGAUGCCUACGUCGAUGAGCUUCUGUCCUUUAUUACCUCGUCCGAUCUGUUCAGACAUGUCUGUGGCGGGGUUCAUAUGCAAGAUUUCCUGACGCGGCAGCCCGAUCUGUAUACUUCGUUGUUGCCCGAAUCAUGGAGGACGUUUUUCGACAAGCAUGAGAUGCAAGAUAUUCUGCAUCUCCUGCUCAGAGAGGACAUUUGUGCGCUUCGGGACCGGGGUCGAAAUGAGUCUGCGAAUCGGGAGAGACAAGAUGGCUGGAAUGGAGGCCCGUCACCACCGGCAGACCUCGUCGAGUAUAUCUACCAAAUCCGAAGAUUGAGUCUGGGACGCGACUUUAUCCCCGCGCAAUCCACGAUCCCAACAAUACCGCGGCAUAUCUCGGUCGGAAUGAAUAUGAAGAAAUACCACGAGGUGGCGCAUUUCUCCGACUACGUCGACUCCCUCUGUAACACUGUCGCGAAACAACGAGGCGAGGAGAUCUCCCACAUUGUCGAUUUCGGAUCGGGUCAGAACUAUCUGGGACGCACCCUUGCGAGCCAACCAUACAACAGACAUAUUAUUGCCAUUGAGCGGAGACAUCAGUAUAUCCGGGGCGCAAAGGGAUUCGACGUGCAUGCCAAACUGUCUGAGAAACAAGUGGUUUUCUACAACAAAAAGGAAGAUUCCUGCAAGGUCUGCAAAGACUCGGAGGAGCCGGCGGUGCAAAACCCAAAUGUGCCGCCGCAGGCGAUGGAGAUCGUGCAGAGCACUCCUGGGGAAAGUGCACCAGAACCCGUGAACGGGGACGACGAUGAUGUCACUGUCGUUAAUGUGUUUCGGGAUGUGAGCCUAGAGCCAGGCGAGUUUGGAUUCAAACCGGCCGACAAGGGUGCACACGCACCAAAACCCAAGAAACCCGUUGUUGAUGAAGAGGCUCUAAAGCCAGGCGGAGCCAUGGACUACAUCGAACACGAGAUCAAGGAUGGGUAUCUGGAGCCUAUCAUCAAAGACGUCGUUGAAUCGCCGCCAGACGCUGAAUCGGAUUCGCAAGUCGCGAAGGUUACCAAGAAUGCCACGGACCCCAAUGUCAUGGUGAUUUCCCUGCACUCAUGCGGAAACCUCCUCCACCACGGCGUCCGUUCCCUGGUCUUGAACCCCUCCGUCAAAGCGAUCGCCAUGAUCGGCUGCUGCUACAACCUCGUCACCGAACGACUCGGUCCCGCAACCUAUAAACUCCCCAUCCUCCGCUCCCUCCACCCACGCCUCACAAAAGAAGCCCUAGCCUACGACCCCCAUGGCUUCCCCAUGUCCAAGCGCCUCGAAAACUUCGAGCACGACAGCGGCAAGGGCGUCAAAGUAAACAUUACCGCGCGCUCCAUGUCCCUCCAAGCACCCUACAAUUGGUCCCGCCCCGAAAGCGAGAACUUUUUCACCCGCCAUUUCUACCGCACCCUGCUCCAGCGCAUUCUUGUCGACCGCAAGAUCGUCUCCAGACCUUCUGUCCCGACGGACCUCUACGAAGCAUCCCCAUCCAAAGAAGAUGCCGGAAACCCGCUAGUCGUGGGAUCCCUCCGCAAAUCCGCUUUCGUCUCGUUUUCCGCUUACGUGCGCGCCGCAACCGCGAAACUCACCCGCGAUCCUCAAUUUGGGGAGAAAGUUCGCGCCGGCAUGGAAGGUCUUACUGAGGAGGAUCUAGACCGCUACGAAAAGGAUUUCCAGCAGGCGAAGAAGCAACUCAGCAUUACGUGGAGUUUGAUGGCGUUUAGUGCGUCGUUGAUCGAGGCGGUUAUUGUUGUUGAUCGGUGGCAGUUUUUGAGGGAACAUGAGGAGGUCAAAGAUGCUUGGGUUGAGCCCGUUUUUGAUUACGCGGAGAGUCCGAGGAAUUUGGCUGUGAUUGGGAUUAAAAAGUGA